AUGAAACUGAUGAAACUCUAACAAAAUAUGAAGCUUUGAUAAAAAAAAAAACUCUAACAAAAGAUGAAGCCUUAAUAAAAGAUGAAAUUAAUUAUUUGAAAAUGAUACAACUUAUUGAAACACCAAAGAAUUAUCUUGAAACUUUCUUAAGUAACUUAUUAAAUGUUGAAGAAUAA
This is a messenger RNA of Cetraspora pellucida, 176 nucleotides long. The record is from the annotation of a GenBank genome assembly. Lineage: Eukaryota; Fungi; Glomeromycota; Glomeromycetes; Diversisporales; Gigasporaceae.